This is a messenger RNA of Zea mays, 1730 nucleotides long. RefSeq lists its product as uncharacterized. The transcript has a single exon. The coding region runs from base 317 to 1681 and encodes 454 amino acids. Lineage: Eukaryota; Viridiplantae; Streptophyta; Magnoliopsida; Poales; Poaceae. The record is from RefSeq and is marked validated. Gene Ontology annotation, molecular function: protein binding.
CGGCCGCGUGCUGGCGCUUACGAGCGGCGGCGCGCCAACUGCGUCCGCCGCGCACCGCGUUCUCCACCUCCUCCUCCGCACCUCCCCGCCGCCCCCGCUCCCGCGCCUCGUCGCCAUCGCGCGCUGGUCUCGCGCCCACUUCCGCGCGCCGCUCCCGCUCCGGCUCCACGCGCUCCUCCUGGCCCGUCUCGCCUCCGACGGCAGCCUCCACUCUCUCCUCCGCUCCGAGCUCCACGUCCUCGCCGCGGGGCGCCUCCACUCGCCCGCGUCCAUCCUCCGCGCCCUCCCCGCUUCGUCCGGCCCGCUCGUCGCCGACAUGCUCGUCCUCGCGCUCGCCCGGGCCUCCCAGCCGCUGGCCGCGUACGAGGCAUUCCUCCUCGCCGGCGCCGACUGCCCGCGCUACCGCCCUUCGGCCUUCUCCGUGAACGCCCUGCUCGCCGCCCUCGUCCGCGCCGACCGGGUCGACCUCGCCGACCGGGCGUUCAGGGCGGCGCUGCGGCGGCGCGUGUCGCCGGACUUGUUCACCUUUAACAUCGUCAUCUCCGGGUUCUGCAAGACUGGGCAGCUCCGCAAGGCCGGUGACGUCGCCAAGAACAUCAGUGCGUGGGGGGUGGCGCCCUCGGUCGCCACCUACAACACCCUCAUCGACGGUUACUGCAAACGCGGACAAGUUGGAAAAAUGUACCAUGUCGAUGCGCUGUUGAAAGAGAUGAUCCAAGCUGGAAUUUCUCCUGACGUGGUCACAUUCAAUGUGCUGAUUAAUGGGUAUUGUAAGGAGCCCAACAUUACAGCUGCAAUCAAGGUCUUCCAGGAGAUGAGACAGCAGGGGAUUCCUGCGAAUGUGGUGACAUACAAUUCACUUGUUUCAGGGCUCUGCAGAGAGGGGAAGGUGGAGGACAGCAUCAAGCUGGUGGAAGAGAUGGAGGAGCUGGGGUUGGCAUGCAUAUUGUCUACCAUGAACAGUGUGCUGAACGGGUUUUGCAAGAAAGGCAUGAUGGUGGAAGCUGAGGGUUGGGUUGAUGGCAUUGCACAGAGGGGCAUGAAACCCAAUGUGAUUACUUACAAUACCUUGGUCGAUGGAUACCGGCGGCUUGGAAAAAUGAAGGAGGCAGCGGCAGCCAAGGACGCUAUGGCAGGGAAGGGGAUUAGUCCAAAUGUUAAAACUUAUAAUUGCUUGAUAACAGGGUUUACCACUAGUAGGGAUUGGAGAAGUGUUUCAGGGCUUCUCGAUGAGAUGAAGGAGAAAGGUGUGAAAGCAGAUGUUGUCACUUAUAAUGUGCUCAUUGGUGCGCUGUGUUGCAAGGGUGAGGUCCGGAAAGCAGUAAAGCUCUUGGAUGAGAUGGUGGAGGUUGGUUUGGAGCCAAAACAUGUGGCGUACAAUACCAUUAUAAAUGGGUUCUGUGAGAAGGGGGACGCUCAGGGUGCCCAUGAAAUCAGGCUUAGGAUGGAGAAACGUAAGAAGCGGGCAAAUGUGGUCACAUACAAUGUGUUUCUCAAGUACUUCUGCAAGAUGGGGAAGAUGGACGAGGCUAAUGUGGUACUGAAUGAGAUGUUAGAGAAAGGUCUAGUUCCAAAUAGGAUCACUUAUGAAAUAAUAAACUCAGGCAUGAUAGAAAAAGGUUAUGUGCCUGAUAUAAGUGGAUAUGCUGCAGAUGUUUCUAAAAACUUGACAUCUUCCUGAAAGAUUUGUUCUUGUAAUGUGCCAAUAUAGCUUGUUAGAACUUGCUGUG